This is a messenger RNA of Sardina pilchardus (European sardine), 2049 nucleotides long. It is a transcript of the gene ptpn2b, whose product is annotated as protein tyrosine phosphatase non-receptor type 2b. The transcript is spliced from 11 exons. Gene Ontology annotation, molecular function: non-membrane spanning protein tyrosine phosphatase activity; protein kinase binding. Gene Ontology annotation, cellular component: nucleus; cytoplasm. Gene Ontology annotation, biological process: negative regulation of receptor signaling pathway via JAK-STAT; negative regulation of ERK1 and ERK2 cascade; peptidyl-tyrosine dephosphorylation. The record is from RefSeq and is a predicted model, not a curated record. Lineage: Eukaryota; Metazoa; Chordata; Actinopteri; Clupeiformes; Clupeidae. The coding region runs from base 84 to 1274 and encodes 396 amino acids.
UGACUUAUGACUGAAAACAGAGAAUUAUAUUAGCUGCUUAGCUGGAUUUUUACUUCUUACAGAUUGGAAUAACCCCUAGUACAAUGGACCACGAUUGUGCGGACACAGAUUCUGAAGGCCGGUGGCAGAACCUAUAUGUUGAAAUACGCAACCAGUCCCACGAAUGUCCUUACAAAGUGGCAAAAUAUCCAGAAAACAGGAAUCGCAAUCGAUACAGAGAUGUCAGCCCAUUCGACCACAGUCGAGUCAAACUAGAAAACACAGAAAAUGAUUACAUUAAUGCCAGUUUAGUGAUGGUGGAGGAAGCCCAACGAAGUUACAUCUUAACUCAGGGUCCUUUGCGGAACACAUGCGGCCACUUCUGGUUGAUGAUCUGGGAGCAGAAGACCAAAGCCAUCGUCAUGCUAAACCGUGUCAUUGAGAAGGGAUCGGAGAAAUGUGCUCAAUACUGGCCAACUCAGGAGGAGCACGACAUGACCUUCAGGGACACGCGCUUCAAGGUGACGCUUGUGUCCGAAGACGUCAAGUCCUACUACACCACCAGAGUUUUGGAGUUGCAAAAUAUCACUACGGGGGAGAUGAGGCAGCUUUAUCACUUUCAUUACACCACCUGGCCAGACUUUGGUGUCCCAGAAUCUCCCGCAUCCUUCCUCAACUUCCUGUUCAAGGUGCGCGAGUCGGGCUCUCUGGGGCCAGACCAUGGGCCUGCGGUGGUGCACUGCAGUGCGGGGAUUGGUCGAUCUGGAACCUUCUCCCUGGUAGACACCUGCUUGGUUCUUAUGGAGAGGCGGAAGGACCCAACAUCAGUUGACAUCAAGAAGAUUCUCCUGGACAUGAGGCGGUACCGCAUGGGCCUGAUUCAGACGGCCGACCAGCUUCGCUUCUCCUACAUGGCUGUAAAGGAGGGCGCCAAGUGCACCGUGGAAGACUCGUCGGUGCAGAAACGGUGGAAAGAGCUCUCCAGAGAGGACCACGAGCCUACAGCUGACUCCCCACCUCCGGGACAAGCCUCCAAGACCCCUUCAGACAAGAUCAAUGGCUGUCAGCUGUCCCGUUUGGAGGAUCAGGCCGAUGGGGAGACGGGCAAGCGGACGGGAACGGACUCCCCCAGCAAGGACCAGGAAGCUGAUGGAGCCUUGGGAAACGGGCGAAAGCGACACCGGGACGAGAGGCUGUCCAACUCCACGCAAAAGACGCCGCAGAAGCAGACAAAGCCCAGACUAGGAGACUCGGAGAAGAAGAGGAAAAGUUUGGCCUGCAUUUGCUGUACAUGACACAAAGAGACAGGGGGAGAGGUCCUGUUGGGUGCCAUUUAACGGGCAAGAACCAAUGAUGCCUGAUUCCAUGGCAACACCAGCAGGGAUCUGUAGUCCUUGUCUUCAUCUUCCUUCUCCUCCAGCACCUCAAACUCCAUCCACAUGCCUCCCCACAAGAACUGUUUACAGCGUACAUGUGGACGUACUAUUGGAGCGACGGCGUCGGGCCAUGAACACACCAGCACGGUCAUCAUAGUUGGAUUGCUUUUGGGUUGUUUUUACAAUGUCAUUCGGUUUUGUUUGUUUGUUUUUCUCUUAACUUGCUUUUUUUUUUUGUUACAUUGGAGAGAAGAACAGCAAAGCAACUGAACUAGGCCAAUGUCUUGACAGCUUCUUAUGCUUUUGAUAUAUAAAUAUAUAUAUACAUAUGUACUUGUAUUUUUAGACAGCCUUUUUCAAAGGCAAGAUGAAAUGUUCUAUUUUUUAUAAGAAAUUACUUGAAAUUUCCUAUCAUGCCCAGGGUCUAACCUCAGACCACAUGAGACAUUACCCAGUCUUGCUUCAGGAAUGCUUUCAUUUGUGUACAUAGUGUACUUUUAAAAGUGUAAGAACACAAAGUAUUUUAAAUUGUACAAAAAAAUAAUGGGGAAACAUUGUUAUUUGGUUGAAAAAAAAACACAUUGUGCCCAUGAUCAGUUGCCCUUUGAAUGAAAUUUAAAUGAAGUCUAACAUUUCAUUAUUUGAGACUAUAACCAACCAAUAAAACUGACAUCCUUUAGUUUCGAAACACAAA